ACUCCCCUACAGGCACACGCUAGCUCAUGGCAACUGCUGUGUUGCCUAGGCCUUGAAGAAUGCCAUAACAAUUCAAAGAAUGAGAGAUUCCUUCACUCAUGUAUAAUUUUUUUUCCAGCAACAUUUGUUUAUGGGAUAAUGAUUAUUGACAAUUUUAUUGUUAAGAUUGCUAUCGAUUCGAAUAAAAAAUAGACUAGAGAGGGAAAGAACUCAAAAGAGCAAGACACAAGUGGGUUUUCUGGGAAAAGGGGAAUGGAGGGUGGGAAUCACAGGAGAAGGUGGACCAGUCUAAAACAACGGCUAGGAUUCAAGGGGAUGGGCUGCUGUGGUGCCACGUGGAGACCCACUUCUUCGACUUUGACCAUCAUGGAGGCUCUCCAAGAACAAGAAGACCAACAACACAUGGAACAAGUGGAAGUAGUCACCACCGUGAAUCAUGGUCCAGCACCGGCGGUUAUGAACCUAGCAAUGGCAUUAGCGGCGGAGCGCAAUUCACGGGACGAGAAUGUGGGACCCACCACGGAAGUUAAGUCUUUGAUGAGAUUGAUUGAAGAAACGGACGGCGUUGAUUGGAGGAAGAAAAGGAGGAGGGACAAGGAAGUGGACGGAGAUUGGGUGUGCUGCGUGUGCAUGGAGAGGAGUAAAGGUGCGGCUUUCAUUCCCUGCGGGCACACGUUUUGUAGGGUUUGCUCGAGAGAGAUGUGGGUGAACCGAGGGUCUUGUCCUCUUUGCAACCGUUCGAUCCUCGAGAUCCUUGAUAUCUUUUGAGAUCUCAUUUCAAUGUUUUUCCUCCCAACCGUCCGAUCUACUACUUGGUACCAUUAAAAUCAUAUGGUGUAUGUAUUCUCCAAUAUCCCUCAAUUUUGUGGAGAGAAUUAA
Messenger RNA from Corylus avellana, 879 nucleotides. Lineage: Eukaryota; Viridiplantae; Streptophyta; Magnoliopsida; Fagales; Betulaceae. The record is from RefSeq and is a predicted model, not a curated record.